Cebus imitator (Panamanian white-faced capuchin) is the source of this 7627-nucleotide messenger RNA. It is a transcript of the gene GPR180, whose product is annotated as G protein-coupled receptor 180. The coding region runs from base 499 to 1818 and encodes 439 amino acids. The record is from RefSeq and is a predicted model, not a curated record. Gene Ontology annotation, biological process: response to pheromone; G protein-coupled receptor signaling pathway. The transcript is spliced from 10 exons. Lineage: Eukaryota; Metazoa; Chordata; Mammalia; Primates; Cebidae.
UGGGGACACAAGCAAUAAACAAGCAAACACAAAUCAGCAAUAUAAUUUCAGGUAGAGGUGUUUUCCUCUCUCGACCAGAAACGGUGCUGUCCUGGCGUUUCUGAAGUUUCUUCCGAAUCCCACAUGCCCCUCGAAGCCCCCGCGGACUCGUGCCAGCGGGCCGCCGCAUGCGCAGUAGCACGACGUGCUCGGCGAUGAGGAGGGGGAUGAGUUUUCCGUAACCUGAAGCUACAUCCUCCUGAUUCCUCAUUAAAGAAAAAGGCGGGAACUAGUCAAAACCCGGGGAGUGAUGGGACGCUCGGAGCUGCUCGUCCCGCCCGUUUCGGCCUCUCAUUGGUGAAUGUCCGCGGCUCAUGUCAGAGGAGCCCGCCUGAUUGGCUCUCAGGCUCUAGGGGUGCAGCCCUCCAGCGCCGACCCCGCCUCCUCCAGCUGCCGACGUGGGGCGGGCAGCAGCCGGCGUUUGGGAGCCGCCGCCUCUGUGCGGAGCGGGAGGCGGGCAUGGGGGGGCUGCGGCUGCUGGCAGUGGCCCUCACGUGCUGCUGGUGGCCACAGGGCAGCCAGGGUAAGACCCUGCGGGGCAGCUUCAGCAGCACCGCGGCCCAAGACGCCCAGGGCCAGCGCAUCGGCCACUUCGAGUUCCACGGUGACCAUGCUCUUCUGUGUGUCAGAAUCAACAACAUAGCAGUAGCUGUUGGAAAAGAAGCUAAACUCUACCUGUUUCAAGCUCAGGAAUGGCUAAAGCUACAGGAAAGCAGUCAUGGUUAUAGCUGUAGUGAAAAAUUAUCCAAAGCUCAGUUGACAAUGACCAUGAACCAGACUGAACAUAAUCUGACAGUGUCCCAGAUUCCAUCUCCGCAAACGUGGCAUGUGUUUUAUGCAGACAAGUAUACAUGCCAAGAUGACAAGGAGAACUCUCAGGUGGAAGAUAUCCCAUUUGAAAUGGUGUUACUAAACACAGAUGCUGAAGGGAAUCCAUUUGAUCAUUUUAGUGCUGGAGAAUCCGGGUUACAUGAGUUCUUUUUCCUCCUAGUCCUAGUGUACUUUGUGAUUGCUUGCAUUUGUGCUGCAUUGUGGCAGGCUAUUAAGAAAGGAGGACCCAUGCACAUGAUUUUAAAGGUUCUGACAACUGCAUUGCUGUUACAAGCUGGUUCAGCUUUAGCUAAUUACAUUCAUUUCUCCAGUUACUCCAGAGAUGGAAUAGGGGUACCAUUUAUGGGAAGUUUGGCAGAAUUUUUUGACAUCGCUUCCCAAAUUCAGAUGUCAUACCUACUUUUGAGUCUAUGCAUGGGUUGGACAAUAGUCAGAAUGAAGAAGUCUCAAAGCAGACCUCUUCAGUGGGAUUCUACUCCUGCGUCCACUGGAAUUGCAGUAUUCAUUGUCAUGACACAGAGUAUUUUGCUACUUUGGGAACAGUUUGAAGAUACCAGUCAUCAUAGCUACCAUUCACACCACAACUUAGCAGGGAUCCUCCUAAUCAUUCUAAGAAUUUGCCUAGCAUUGUCAUUAGGCUGUGGACUCUAUCAGAUCAUCACAGUGGAGAGAAGUACGCUCAAAAGGGAGUUCUACAUCACAUUCGCCAAAGGCUGUAUCUUGUGGUUUUUAUGCCAUCCAGUUCUUGCAUGCAUUUCUGUCAUUUUUAGUGACUACCAAAGGGACAAGGUUGUUACAAUAGGCGUUAUCCUUUGCCAGUCCGUUUCCAUGGUUAUUCUCUACAGACUCUUUCUAUCUCACAGUCUAUACUGGGAAGUUUCUUCCCUUUCCUCAGUAACACUACCACUGACCAUAUCAUCUGGACACAAAAGUCGCCCUCAUUUCUGAUACUUGAUUUUUGUUGAGAGGAAAAGUGAAUUGGUUAAAAUUUUGAGUGCAAUAAGGAUCCAAAUACAGUGACUUUUUGUCAUACAUUUGGUGUGAAAACUUGAAAAGCGAAAGCAGAGCAUGUUAUUUAUAUAACUGCAUUUAAGCAGUACCAAAACUGAAAAAAAAGGUAAUAAAUGAAAUGUUCUGAAAUGUACUUAAACAGACUUUGAAGAAAGUGUUGUUAUAAAAUGAUUGAAGCAAUUUCUAUAUGGAAAUAAAUGUGAAAAAUAACUAUAUGAUAUUUUGGUAAAAUAUUCACCACUUAUAAUGCCUCAUCUUAAUAGCUAACUCAGGUUUAAUAGUCUUACAAAAAGUAAUCAGUUAAAUGAUUACUUGCUUAUACAUAUCUAAACUAGUCCAGUUAUGAAAUCAGUGUAAUACCCUGAUUUUAAAAAGUGCUGCUUUUUAUGCUUUAAGGAAAAUACAUUUCAUAUUUGAAUUUAAAGGAAUUGAAAUUACUUCAGGAGAUGAAUAUAAAAUAUGUUCACAGUUAAAUGAAUAGGCUUUUGUUUAUAUGGGGGUGGAGUUAUUCUCCAUUUUUUUCUGCCAUUUUUGGCUCUAGUUCAGGUCUUAGCUUGAUUAGCAAAGGUUUUCGACAGUUUAUGAAAAAAUAAAACUUAAAUACAUUACAUGGGUUGUAAGGACAAAGGAUUUUAAAAUCUGGGCACUUAGGUGAAGGGACAAGCAGGUUUAUGUGUUUAAAAAGAGAGGAGGGAAAAGGUACUAUGUGAUACAGUACUAAAAUUUUAAUCCCAAUAUAAUUCAUUUCUCUUACAUUGAAUCCCCAAUCAUAAUUAAGCCGUAUACACAGAUUAAAUUAACAGAAGCAUUUCCCAUAAAUGUUGGUUUCAGUCAUCAACUACCCAUGAAUUCCUGCCCAAGGAUACUUAAUCAGGAUUAAAUUUUCUAUGAAUAAUUGAAAAACAAAACACUCACUGGAUUUGUUAUAAUCCGUGUUGGCACUGGAUUCUAAGUAGUUGCCAUCUUGAAUCCUUUGUAAUAAAGCCAUACUUUUGUGUGUGCGUGAUGCCCCAGUAUUGAGUAUGCUAGCUAAAAAAUAUCAAGUGCCUGAUUAAAGAAUUGCUAAAUGGUUGUCGAUACUUGCUGUACAAAAUAAGUGUUCCCAUUAAUAGUCACUGAUUGGAAAUUAUUCCGUUGCUCUUUGUCAGGCUGUUGAGGACUUUUUCUUUUUACUCUGGCUUAUUUUAAAAAUAUUUUUAUCUACUUUAAGCAAGAAACAGUGCACUGAUCUGGUAGUUAAAAUCUUUUAAUAGCUAAAAUAAUGUAGUGCAGCUUAAAAAAUAUCUAUGGCUUUGUCUUUGUUUUUCCCUUGCACCUAGUCUCAUUGGAAAUAACUAGUAUUCUGCAUCAUUUUCAGGUCAGAAUAUGGGUUUGUGACUUGCAAAAUGACAAAGUUACAAAGUUCGACCUGCUUAUUAAAUCAUUUCUCUAUUAGUUCUUUGUAAAUCAUUUAGUAAAUUAGAGCUACAGGUUAAGACUAGAAAGUCUGAGUUAUGUUUUAGGUUUACAUGAUCGUCUGAGUGGCCAUAACCUUUUCUUUUAUCAUGUCUCACUAAUAACCCCAGCUAUUGCCUGUUGUGUGUGUUCAGCUGAGAUGCAGUUAAUUAAGCAAAAAAGGAAAAAGGUGAAGCCUUUUCAUAAAUUUUGUGAACUUGCCAAAAGGGGAAGAGAAGAAUCUUUGUAUUACUUUAUUCAAAGAACAUAAAUGACGGAAUUUAACGUAAAUGAAAUUUAUUACUCUGCUUGCAUUUAUGAAACAAGUUUUUUGAACUUUAAUUCUUAAAUUUAUGGUUGAAAUUGCUGAUAGUUUAUUUUGUUAUUCAAGAGCCAUUGUUAAGUGGAGGAAAGUAGUCGUUAAUAAGCGUAUAAAAUUGUUCUUGACUAGUUAUCAGGGACAAAAUUUAUAGUUCAUAAGUCAUGACACAGUAUUCCCUCUUUUUCUGAAUGUUUACAUUGAGAUUCAUCACUGCAGAUUACAGAAAGUUAAGUGUAUACUACAAACUCUAAAGAUAAAAAUAUUUUCUAUUUUGCCAGAUAAUGCUUUUUUAUGUGUUUUUACAUUUUUUUAAAAGAAGAUGAAUGGUUUAUCCAGAGCUUUAUUAAUGAACGUUUCUUUUCUUCCCUUAAAAAAUAGAUGUUUAUUUUUAUUGAUGUGUGUAUAAUGAGAUGGGUGCCUACUGUGAUGCAUCAGGCAUUUUACUUUCAUUAUUAUUAAUCUCUAAUAGCCAAGCUCCCAUUUAACUGAGUAUAAGAGAGAAUAAAUGAUUUGUCUAAGGUCACCAAACUAGUUUUUCCACUUUACCUUCAUGAUUUAAUGAACACGUAUUAGCUGUGUUUUAGUGAGAAUGAAUUGCUAUCCAUAAUUUUCGCUGUUGAUGUGAACAUUAAACCUGGAACUAUGCUGAAAUCAGAAAAUGAGCUUGAAUACCUGUAAGACCUCAGCACACUUCAGUAUUUGAACCUGGCUUUUAGUCAGAAUUACCAGCAGGAGCGUUAAUCAAGGAAGAAGACCUUGCUUUAGGGUAAUUGUUUAUGAUCUCCAGUAAAGUAAGUCACAUCUGAUGAACACAGGAGAUACACAAACCUGAGACCAUCUCUAAAAUAAUGAGACUAGAACCUAUCUAUCGACAUGAACCUGGGCUCCUUCAACAUGUUUCUUCUAGGAGACUGCACGUUCUUUGGAAAUUGGAAACCUGGAAUUGUCUGUGAAACAUUUUCUUAAAUAGCUUCUGUGGUACCAAAUCAUGAGGUUGUUUUUGAGAAUUGAUAUGAUUGUCAGAAGUAGCCAGAUCCGGAGAGGUAAUACUGUUUUUUUCUUCCAACAUGUAUUUGUGAACUGAGAGUGAAAUAAAGAGAUUGGUUUUCCUCUGUGAUCUGAAAAUAGUGUGAUAGAAGCACUGCAGCUUGAUCUCUUUCAGUAGCUCUCUAAGUAAUAUUACUGCUUCCACACUUGGGUGGCUUUCUGCCCAGCUCCAGGGGGUCAUAUGUAUUGUGCUGUAAGGAGUGCCAUGAAGCCUGGAGGUGAGGAAAGAAGUGUUUCUGCCCACUAGGGCCAUUCUCCCCAGUGUAGCCAAAACAAUCUCUUAAAAGUGGAAAUCAUCUGGAUGAUAAGCAUACAGAAAUUCUUUGUGCUAAUCUUACAACUUUUUUGUAACUUUGAAAUUAUUUCAAAAAGUUUUAAAAUCAUAUAAAUCAGAUCAAACUACCACUACGUCCCUGAUUUAAAAACAAAACAAAACAAUACUCCGUUUGGCUCUCAUUGCACUUAGGAAAAAGUCCUUGUUCAUUACCAUGUUCUGCAAGGCCCAUAUGAUCUGGUUAUCUCUUAAUUUGUACCACUCUCUCUCACAUAUAUCCCAGCCUCAGAUACUUGGCACUAGCCAUAUUCUCUGUCUAGGACAUUCUCUACCAUGGCUGAAUCCUCAUCCUUCAGGUUCUCAGCUCAGAUGAUGUCUUUUAGAGAACUCACACCAUCUGUGGUGGAUUUAUAUGGUGCAGGUUAGUCAACCUGGAGAUGUGUUCCCCAGAAUUCUCUCCAUGUAUAAUUUGAGGACAAUGUGGGCCAUAAGAAAGGUUUGAUACAAGAUAAAGAAAGCAGAAGUAAAGCAGCAGCCAGAUCUGAAUUCUCUUUUUAAGUGGAAGGACCAAACAAGUCACAAGGCACUGUUGCAGCUUAUCCACAUUAUUGUUUAUCUGUUGGCUCAUCUUGGCCUGUGGGACAACCGUCAGGCCCACAGCAACACCAGCUCCUGUUGGAAUGCCUCCUCCAGCUUCUCUGGCUCCUGAGUCAGGGGUGCAUUUUACUCUGACAAAGGGUGCCAGCUUCCGCUGGACAACCCCCUCAUUCAUACUGGAGGGUUGGAGGCAGUAAGAGACCUGUAUGGCUUCCAGUCCAUCCUCACAAGUUCCACUCUGUUCCCACAGGUUCUCAUCUUAGCAGGUUCCUUGCUUCCCCCAUUUCCCAUGUCUUCCCUUUCCAGCUGACAAACACAAAAGAAACAGCCUCCUGUAAUUCCUGUAAGUCCCUUAUUUUGAAUAUUAAGAUGUGUGUAUGUGUGUUUGAUUCUAGUGGUUCUUUUCUGGUCAGACCCUGAUUAACAUACCAUCCUAUCUAAUGCUAUUCCCCAAUCCUAGUUCUAUCAUAUUAUCCCCUUUCUUCUUUGUUGUACUUAGCUGGUUUAUCUUUGUCAUCUCUCUAGAAUGUAAAUUUUAAGCGAGUUUGUCUCUUGUUUAUUGCUGUAUGCAUAAUACUAGGACAAUCCCUGGUGAAUACUAGAUGCUCAAAAACAUUUUUGAGUGAAUGAAUGAAGGUCAUGCUGAAAAAGUUUCAAAUCUGUACUUAGCAGUGUAGUAUCAAUUAAAUAAUAGAACCGCCCAUAGUGACUUCAGUAAUGCCUUGUCUGUUCUUGUUCAGUUGUAUGGAACUUGAUAUUGUGUAAAAAUCUUGACUAGUCAAGUAGUUGUUAUAAAACAUCCAUUACAAGAGGAUUUCUCAAGUUUUCACAGAAGCAGUUUCUCUUUAUUUUGCAUAGUCCUGUAAUAGGGCCAUGUGUCUUGUUUCUUGGCCUGCCACAACUAGAUACACCAAUUUAAAAGAGAAGUUUCUAGUCAGCUAGAGGAGGGAACGUUGACAGUAGUCGGAAGCAGCUGGGAAAAGAUAGAAAAACUGGAAAUGACAGUAACACUCAAAUUGCAGCAGCCUGGGGUCAUUUAGUGUAGGUGAAAGCAGCCCUGUGUAUCUCAGUAGACUCUUAAGAGCUUUAUUGUUCAAUAUAUUUAUGACAGUGACCGAUAGUAAUCAAGAAAAUAUUAAGUUAUAAAUUAGGCUUAGUAACCUCAAAGAGGUAUGCUAAAACCUUGUAAUGUUUUCUUCUUGUUAAACAGGUAAUGUAUGCACGUUGUACAAAAACCAGAAAGUUGAAAAAGGUGGAGAAAAGUCCUCCCAGUCAUUUCCUGUCCCUGGAUCUAACCUCUGUUACCAGUUAUCUUUAGAAAUGGCCCCACGCACGUAUAAACAUAUGUAUAUAUGAAACACAAAUUAUAGCAUAGCAUACAGACUUUUGCACAUUCAGCAAUUUAUUCUGUAGCUGUACCUACAGAAUUGUCCCAUUUUUUUCACUGAUUGCAUAGAACUCCAUUAUAUGGAUGUAUUUUGAUUUUUUUUAAAGAAUCAGUUCUGUUACUGGAUGUUGUUGGUUUCCAGUCUUUUGCUAAUACAGACAAGGCUGAAAUUAAGACUGUAAUCAAUAAUUUGCCAAGGCUCCUCCCCUCCUCUCAAACUGCCUCCACUCCAGCUUCCAGGUCUAGAUCCUUGUGAUUUUCUAGGUGAUAGAAGUAUCUUGUUAUUCAUAGUGAGCUCUGAUAAUUAUGCCUAGAAGAUGACUCAGAUAGGCACUGGCCACACCAGAAGACAAACCAUUGGAUUAGAGGGUUGGAGUUUUGAGUCAUAUGAUAUUAGCCUAACCUCUGAGGUGGAGGGAGGGGCUUGAGAUUUGAGUUCAGCCUUAUAUAGUGAUUGAGUCAAUCAGUUAUGCCUGUAGUGAAACCCGGAGAGAAGCUCUGGUCAGUGAUGCUCAAGUGAACUUCCCUGGUUGGCAACAGUCUGCAUGUUCUAGGAGGGUGAUGUUUCCCCAAAGACACAGAAACUUUGUGUUUGGGAUCCUCCUACACCUUGUUCUAUGUAUAGCUUUUUUUGGCUGUUCUGAUUUGUAUCCUUUUGCUAUAAUAAACUAUAAUUGUAUGCAUA